Molecule: messenger RNA, 1778 nt
Organism: Aspergillus alliaceus
Lineage: Eukaryota; Fungi; Ascomycota; Eurotiomycetes; Eurotiales; Aspergillaceae
Product: S-adenosylmethionine synthetase
Exons: 4
Coding region: 147-1319 (390 amino acids)
Biological process (GO): S-adenosylmethionine biosynthetic process
Cellular component (GO): cytosol
Molecular function (GO): ATP binding; methionine adenosyltransferase activity
Source: RefSeq, a predicted model, not a curated record
UUUUCCCUCAGAUCUCAUCUCAUCUCACUGAUACCCCCUCUCUUCUUCCUUCCCCCCAGUUGGAUUUAGCAUUCUUCCUCCGUCACCCUUAUACUCUCUUUCUUCAUUUCUUCUCUCCCUGCUUUAAUCUAAUCACAUCCUUCACAAUGGGCUCCGUCGCAAACCUCCCCAAGUCCGGCACUUUCCUCUUCACCUCCGAGUCCGUCGGAGAGGGCCAUCCCGAUAAGAUUGCUGACCAGGUCUCCGAUGCCAUCCUCGAUGCUUGUCUUGCUGAGGAUCCCCUCUCUAAGGUCGCUUGUGAGACCGCCACCAAGACUGGUAUGAUCAUGGUCUUCGGUGAAAUCACUACCAAAGCGCAGCUCGACUACCAGAAGAUCAUUCGUGGUGCCAUCAAGGAUAUCGGCUAUGAUGCCUCCGAGAAGGGCUUCGACUACAAGACCUGUAACGUCUUGGUUGCCAUUGAGCAGCAAUCCCCUGAUAUCGCCCAGGGUCUUCACUACGAUGAGGCCCUUGAGAAGCUCGGUGCCGGUGACCAGGGUAUCAUGUUCGGUUAUGCCACCGACGAGACUCCUGAGCUCCUGCCCUUGACCGUCAUCCUUUCCCACAAGCUGAACAAGGCCAUGACUGAUGCCCGUAAAGACGGCUCCAUCGCCUGGCUCCGCCCUGACACCAAGACCCAGGUCACCGUCGAGUACGCUCACGACAACGGAGGUGUCAAGCCCGUGCGUGUGGACACCGUUGUCGUCUCUGCCCAGCACAGCGAUGAUGUCUCUACUGAGGAGCUUCGUGCUGUUAUUAAGGAGAAGAUCAUUAAGAAGGUCAUCCCUGCUGAACUCCUCGACGACCGUACUAUAUAUCAUAUCCAGCCCUCUGGCCGCUUCGUCAUCGGUGGUCCUCAGGGUGACGCCGGUCUGACCGGCCGUAAGAUCAUCGUCGACACCUACGGUGGUUGGGGUGCUCACGGUGGUGGUGCUUUCUCCGGAAAGGAUUACUCCAAGGUCGAUCGUUCCGCCGCCUAUGUUGCCCGUUGGGUCGCCAAGUCCCUGGUCAACGCUGGUCUGGCCCGUCGUGCCCUUGUUCAGCUCUCUUACGCCAUUGGUGUUGCUGAGCCUCUGUCUGUCUUCGUUGAGACCUACGGUACUUCCGAGAAGUCUUCCGAUGAGCUCGUCCAGAUCAUCCGCAACAACUUUGACCUCCGUCCCGGUGUCAUCGUCAAGGAGCUCGAUCUGGCCAGGCCCAUUUACUUCCAGACCGCCAAGAAUGGCCACUUCACAAACCAGGAGUUCCCCUGGGAGCAGCCUAAGGCCCUCAAGCUCUAAGAGCGUCGCUGUGACUGCAUAAUUCUCGUUCUCCUGUUUUGUUACGAAUGUGAUGAUUUUGCUUUGUUUUCAACAACUCAAAGCAUGAGCAUAGACACGUCAGAAAAGCUUUGUUCCAUAUUUUCUUUAUAAUUUUGCAUGGUCGUCUUUAAAGGACGGGUUCGGCGGGAUAAAUUCAACAUGAUACCACUUUCAUCUGUUGGGAGGGAUGUUACGGCGUUAUCUGGGAGCGAGAGUCUUCAACACACUGCCUCCUCAGGCUUGGCAUCUGUGGACAACUAGGGUUAUCGAACACUAGGUCUGCAUAGAAGUUUGUGGAUGCUUGUCACAAGCUGUGCUUCGUACAAGUAUCCAAGAGGAGAUGAUCUAUGAUUGACGGGAUUUCCCCAGUCAUAGACUUGCUAAUCUAAACAUUAGCAUUAUAGAGUAAUGAACAAUGAAAUACAAUAUUCAUACGAA